This is a messenger RNA of Gadus macrocephalus (Pacific cod), 4237 nucleotides long. It is a transcript of the gene slc6a11b, whose product is annotated as solute carrier family 6 member 11b. Gene Ontology annotation, cellular component: membrane. The record is from RefSeq and is a predicted model, not a curated record. Gene Ontology annotation, biological process: sodium ion transmembrane transport. The transcript has 15 exons. The coding region runs from base 398 to 2227 and encodes 609 amino acids. NCBI's taxonomy places the organism in Eukaryota, Metazoa, Chordata, Actinopteri, Gadiformes, Gadidae.
UUUACCCGUCUCUCCAUCUCAGCUAGCAAUCCACCGUGGUAACGCAGGGUUCCAGUUGUUGGAGAGCACAUGGCUCCCAUCCAAGUAGAGGCGCUUGAGAGUGGACCGCUUGGAGAGCAGGAGCACAGUCGCACGCUAUCCAUCGCCUGGUAGCCACCGCCACUCUGCGUCCUCUGGGGAUCUCCUCCCUUUAUGUAGGCACACUUAACACACCAAUUAUCUCGUCUCGGAUCUAGAUUUUUCCUCGUUUUCCUUUCCCCCCCUCUCUCUUCACUCCUUGCCCCGGGUCAGGCUUAACCAUCACUUUGUUUGGUAUAAACAAUCAUUGGUGAUCAUCACAUCGGGAGCCAAAGGACGUUUGCCACUGUUCGCUUUGAGACCGAGCUGCUGGGGCGUCAUGACGGCGGAAAAGAGCGGGCCCGUUGUAAACGGUAAACAAGGCGAGGACCCUGAAGGCUCAGCCUCCAGUGUGGACAAGCAGGAGUACCAUGAGAGGGGCCACUGGAACAACAAGAUCGAGUUCUUCCUGUCCGUCGCCGGGGAGAUCAUCGGCCUCGGCAACGUCUGGAGGUUCCCUUACCUCUGCUACAAGAAUGGAGGAGGGGCCUUCUUCGUACCGUACGUCAUCUUCUUUGUGUGCUGUGGCAUCCCCGUGUUCUUCCUGGAGACCGCCAUGGGCCAGUUCACCAGCGAGGGAGGCAUCACGUGCUGGAGGAAGGUCUGCCCGCUCUUUGAGGGGAUUGGCUACGCAACCCAGGUGAUUCAGGCGCAUCUAAACGUCUACUACGUGGUCAUCCUAGCCUGGGCCAUCUUCUACCUCUUCAACUGCUUUACCACCGAGCUGCCCUGGGCUAACUGCGGCCACUACUGGAACACAGAGAACUGUGUUGACAUGUAUGGAGCGAACGCCACCAACUUCACAAACCCAAACGCCACUUCUCCGGUCAUUGAGUUCUGGGAACGCAGAGUUCUGAAGAUAUCAGAUGGCAUCGAGCACAUGGGCAGUAUUCGCUGGGAGCUGGCCUUCUGUCUGGCCCUGGCCUGGUUCAUCUGCUACUUCUGCAUCUGGAAGGGACCCAAAUCUACCGGCAAGGUGGUGUACGUGACGGCCACAUUCCCCUACGCUAUGCUGUUGGUCCUGCUGAUCCGAGGGGUGACACUGCCAGGAGCCUGGGAGGGUAUCAAGUUCUACCUCUACCCGGACAUCUCCCGCCUCUCAGACCCUCAGGUAUGGGUGGAUGCAGGGACUCAAAUCUUCUUCUCAUACGCCAUCUGCUUGGGCUGUCUCACUGCUUUGGGCAGCUACAACGCCUACAACAACAACUGCUACAGGGACUGCCUCAUGCUGUGCUGUCUGAACAGCGGCACCAGCUUCGUGGCGGGCUUCGCCAUCUUCUCCGUGCUGGGCUUCAUGGCCUUGGAGCAGGGCGUCCCCAUCGAGGCGGUGGCCGAGUCAGGUCCCGGCCUGGCCUUCAUUGCCUACCCCAAGGCGGUCACCAUGAUGCCCCUGUCCCCACUCUGGGCCUGCCUCUUCUUCAUGAUGCUCAUCUUCCUCGGACUGGACAGUCAGUUUGUGUGUGUGGAGAGUCUGGUGACGGCCGUGGUGGACCUGUACCCCGAGACGUUCAGGAGAGGCUACCGCAGGGAGCUGCUCAUCCUGGGCAUGUCGGUCGUCUCCUUCUGCGUAGGACUCAUCAUGUGCACAGAGGGCGGAAUGUACGUGUUCCAGUUGUUUGAUUCUUACGCGGCAAGCGGGAUGUGUUUGCUGUUUGUGGCCAUAUUUGAGUCUAUAGCCAUUGGCUGGGUCUACGGAAGUGACAGGUUCUACUCCAACAUUGAGGACAUGAUUGGCUACAAGCCAGUCUUCUUCAUCAAAUGGUGCUGGAUGAUCCUUACCCCGGGCAUCUGCGCUGCCAUCUUCCUGUUCUUCCUCAUCAAGUACAAGCCCCUGAAGUACAACAACGUGUACACUUACCCGGACUGGGGCUACGGCAUCGGCUGGUUCAUGGCCAUGUCCUCCAUGGUCUGCAUCCCGUUCGGGAUGAUCUGGAUGAUCUGGAAGACCCCCGGCACCUUCAGCGAGAGGAUGAAGAAGUUGACCACACCGAGUCCAGACCUGAAAAUGAGAGGGAAACUCGGAACCACGAGUCCUUACGCCGUCAACGAUGCAAAACCAAAGGCUGACGGGAAAGUAUCCGCCCACACAGAGAAGGAGACGCAUUUUUAACUGCCGCAAUCAAGCAACGACCAAGCUGCCUGCCAUUUCAACAACAAUCAUCACAGGAAAUACAAAAGGAAAGUUCAACAACGACGGUAUCUCCCACUCAACCUAAUUGGAUGUGAAAACAAAAUGGAAUUUUGCCUUUUUUGUUAUUUUUUAAAACAAAACAAAGCAUAGUUGUGCCUCCGUUUCGCACAACAAUUGAUAGCAGUCUUUUAUUUUGUCUUGAUAAUAUAACUAACAGUUUUUCUGUUUUCUUAAUGAGUAAUACAAAAACCAAAGGAGCUUUGGAUGACAUAGAUGUUGUCCUGCUACCUGGUCAUUAUGUGACUCUUGUGUCCAUGCCUUUAGAACAAAGGCAAUGUGUUGUAAAAAGGUUUACACCAUUUUUUUUGUGAUGGCAACAAGCUUCACGUUGUGUUUUUUCUCUUUUAGGUCUUAAUAUGUAGCUGGGUUUGGGGACCCAUAAUUUAGUAGUAAUCAUUAAACACUUGUCCUAAGACUUAUACGAGAGCAAUGUGAAUCAAAAUAAGUUAAACGAUGCAUAUCGAAAGAGUUCUGCCGUUACAGAAUCUGAUGUGUUUUUCGCAUUUCUUCCCAAUAAAUAAUUAUAUCGCUUUGCAAAUUAGGAGCUAAUUAGAUGUCCUGUUUGGGCAGAAGAACUCCAUUUGAAAAGCAUGCAAAACUAGCAUGCAAAACUACCAAGGCAGGACUCUGUUAAAUGCUUUUGAUUCCUCCCCACUCGGUUUCAGAGUGAAAGGCCUCAUGGAGCUGUGUUCGACUCGCAGGUUGAGUCUAACCCCCCCCCCCCCCCCUCUCUCUCUCUCUCCCUCUCUUACCCCCCCUGCACACACACACACGCAGCCUCCCUAUAAGUCUCCGGUUCCCUGCCAUUUCACAGUAAUUACGUUGAGCCUAACGCACAGUGACAGACAGAUAGAUGUGUACCCCCCCCCCCGCCUUUUUUAUUUUAUUUAAGACAUCCUUCACCAUGAUGCCUUUCAAAAACGUGAAUCUCCUGAACUGUGUCCUUGUGUUCAUUCCCUUUCCCCCAUCCCCCUCAACCUUCUCCUCCCCCUUUGUCUAGUCUGUUUCUUCUUCUUCUACGAGUAAUUUUGUCAUCAUACUCUCACAUUCUAUUCAAGACAGAAGCAGUGACAUCGUAAUGUAACUGUGAGCAAAUUGCUCUGGGUUUGGUCCCACACUUUUUUUAUCAGCAUUGAUUACGUCGAAGAACGAUGCUCCGGAGGAAGCAGGCGGGUGAUUCGGAGCUUGAUUCGGAGCUUGUUGUGUCAACCCACGUCAAACCUUUCAGAGGAAAUAAACCAGCGGUGGCAGAGAUUAGAUGUUUCGAUGCCCGAGACCUAUUUUAGGGGGCGGGGGGAGGCUGAACUCUGCAGUGAGCAGGAGCCAAUGAGCUGGUCUCAUCCAUGUUCUGUGUUGAGUUGACGUUCUUCUGACAUUUCUUCCUUGCUCACUUCAUGUGUUCGUCCUCUCUUUUGUAUGUUCGUUCUCUCCUUCUUGCCUUCUCACAGAAAAAUGAAAUCAGAGCAGAAUGUGGGAGAGGGAGCCAGAAAAUGUUUCUCUGUUUGCAGUUUUUUCCGGAGGGGGCGGGUAGGAAGUUGAAGCAAUUGAAUCAAAGAUGAGCAGAGGAAGUGGCUGACGAAGCAAGUGAAGCGAUGAGGGAGUUUAAAGGAAGUGUAUUUUUCUAGAAGGAAGCCCCGCCCCCCUGUCGAAAACCCUCUGAAACCUGUCGUGAUGGGUUCCCUGAAGUGUGAUAAAUUAACCUUACGUCAGUGUUGUGUGACUGGAAACGGUAGGCUGUUUAACACUGGCCACAUUGAUGUAUUUUUCUUUUUCUUAUUUUGAUAUACAGCUCAAAAGCUCUGCUGUUAGAUAAAUAUAAUAAACAUAAAUACAUUGUUUGACUAUUCUAUACUGUUACAAAUGUUCUGAAAUUCACAGAACACACAGUCUGCUUACUCGUUUUAAAAAAUAAAUAUAAAAGAAAAACAA